AUGGUAUCAUUUGCAAUAUUUUAACAUCGUGUAUUUAAAGAUUUUUCAACUUUAAAAUAAUUGUCUUAUAUUUUAUUAUUUGCAAUAUUUAACUAUUUUUAGAUUUGGGAUAUCGUAAUGAUUUUUUUAUAUUUAUUUGUUAAAGAAUUCACUGAUGUAGUAAAAAGAAAGUUUAGUUUUGUUGCAUAUAUGAAGUUCAAGAGUUAUGCUUCAAAAUUUUAAGGUAUAAGUAUUUAAAUAUGA
Molecule: messenger RNA, 243 nt
Organism: Paramecium pentaurelia
Lineage: Eukaryota; Ciliophora; Oligohymenophorea; Peniculida; Parameciidae
Source: the annotation of a GenBank genome assembly